Drosophila teissieri is the source of this 508-nucleotide messenger RNA. RefSeq names its product coiled-coil-helix-coiled-coil-helix domain-containing protein 7. The record is from RefSeq and is a predicted model, not a curated record. The transcript is spliced from 3 exons. NCBI's taxonomy places the organism in Eukaryota, Metazoa, Arthropoda, Insecta, Diptera, Drosophilidae. Bases 116 to 373 code for a protein of 85 amino acids.
CGAUCUGGCAUCCCUGGCAUCAGCUGUCCAGCAAGUGGACAGUCCCGAAAUCGGGAAAACGAAAACAAUCUCGUUUUUAUAUAAGUUUAGUUUAAACAUUAACAUUUAAUAACAAAUGCCUCGCAAUAUAAAUGCUGAGAGGGAUAAUCCCUGCUUAAAGGAACAGGAGCUUUCAUUCAAAUGCCUCAACAAAAACAACUUUGAUCGCGACAAGUGCGAAAUAUAUUUUGCCAAUUAUAACAAUUGCAAGGAGUUCUGGAACAAAGUAAAAAGCGAAAGAAGAGCGAAGGGAAUAGCUCCAUAUUUGCCGCCAUUGGAAGAACGCGAUGCGAUUAAAGCUGAAUAUAUGAAAGGGAAGCCCCAGCAAAGCUGAUAUAUCUUCAUAUUGAAUACUUUUUGCAUAUAAACAAGCUACACAUCAGGGAGGAAAGCUUUAACAAGCAUUAGACGUCCUGUUGGAAUCUUUAAAUCCUAUAUUUAAAAAGUCCCUUUUAAAUGAAGAUCUAGA